AUGGACCGGAUUCAAGCAACAAACGAGCUCGCUUUCCGCGCCGCCUUCUCCGGUCACAGUGGCCACCUCAGGGUGGAGCCACUCUCCUCCGUGGAGCGCACCAAUCCCGUGAAAUCUCUCCCUGACUACAUCCUCCCCCCUGCAUUUCCCAGGGAAACACACGAAUCAAUAAAGGACCAUAUAGAGGAGAAAUAUCUCUUGCCAAGAUUAGAUCCUGAUGAAUUUUCAGCAGAAAAAGCUGGCAAGCAGUGGGAUUUUGACUGGUUUGAGAUGGCAAAGCUGCCACUGGAGCCUUCAUUGCCACAAUCCGUGGUAGUUCCGACAUGGGAGGUGCCAUUCCGACGGAAAAGGAAGGGAUUGGUUGAAGGAAUGUGGGAACCCAAUUCAGCACAGGUGGAUGUGUCAGAAUUGUCAAUAGAAGCUCAAGAUUCCGCUCCUUUGCCACGGGUGGCUGGACCUGCUAAAGAUUUUGUAAGAGGAAGCAUAAACAACCGCCCUUUUCGUCCAGGAGGUUUCGAGGACUCUCAAAAUAUUGAUAGAAUUCUUCCUGAUGGUGUUACUAAAAGUGAAUGGAUACGUGAGGUGUUGAAUGGUGGUCCAGCUCAGACAGUUGCUCCCAGCCUUAAGCAAGGAUUGGACCUUGGUGAUCUUAAGGCAUAUCCCAGCACCUGGAAUGUUUACAAUGAUGAAAGUUCACUCAAUAACAGAUCAGACAAAAAAUUGAGUGAGUUGUCUGUACAGUUUGAUGACUUGUUCAAGAAGGCCUGGGAAGAGGAUGCUGUGGCAGCAUAUGAGGGAGAUGCUCAUUUAUCAGAAGAGGAUUCGACAAAGCCAGAUGCUGAAGCAAGCCAGGUCGAUUUGUCCAGCAGUUUGCCUGAGCCUGAAUUAUCUGCAUUAGAUGAGAUUUUGUCUGUUGAAUCAGGUGCAUUGAUGCCAACAUCAGGUGGAACUAGUGACAGUGGUGGACACCAGCAGAACAAGGCCUCAGCUCUCACUGGCAGUAGUCAAGGGAUUGCAGAACACUUCUAUCAACUAGUUCCUGACAUGGCACUUAGUUUUCCUUUUGAUCUGGACGCAUUUCAAAAGGAGGCUAUAUACUAUCUGGAAAAGGGAGACUCUGUUUUUGUGGCAGCUCAUACAUCAGCUGGGAAGACGGUUGUUGCAGAAUAUGCAUUUGCUUUGGCAUCAAAACACUGUACCAGAGCUGUCUAUACUGCUCCCAUUAAAACAAUCAGCAACCAAAAGUAUCGAGACUUCAAUGGAAGAUUUGAUGUUGGUCUUCUCACCGGUGACGUUAGUGUGAGACCAGAGGCUUCUUGUCUUAUCAUGACCACUGAAAUAUUGAGGUCAAUGCUUUACCGAGGUGCUGAUAUUAUACGAGAUAUAGAAUGGGUUAUAUUUGAUGAAGUCCACUAUGUCAAUGAUGUUGAAAGAGGUGUUGUGUGGGAAGAAGUUAUAAUCAUGCUUCCGAGGCACGUAAAUAUUGUCCUCCUUUCUGCCACAGUACCAAACACAGUUGAAUUUGCUGACUGGAUCAGUCGAACAAAGCAGAAGACAAUCCGUGUUACAGGAACUACAAAAAGACCUGUCCCUUUAGAGCACUGCCUAUUUUAUUCUGGAGAACUAUACAGGAUAUGCGAAGGUGCAAUUUUUUUGCCUCAAGGAUUGCAAACUGCUAAAGUUGCAUUCAAGAAAAAGAAUGCUACUGCAGUGGGUCGCAGUACUGGAACAUACACCGGGCCUUCAGUAACACGAGAUGGGGGUCAGGGUCAGAAACGUGAAAACCCUAGUCGUAACAAACAAAACAAGCAUGGUUCCCAUAAUUCGGGGACUUUUUCUGGCACUGGUUGGGGAAAUCAAAACAACAGAAGUGGUCAGAAUAACUGGGGCUCAUGGAGAUCAGAGGCCUCUUUGUGGUUGCAGCUUGUUAAAAAGCUUUCGAAGAAUUCUCUAUUGCCUAAUCGAUGUGAUAAAUCAGCUGAUAGUUUGUCUGGGACUGAUCUCACUAGCAGUUCCGAGAAAAGCGAAAUCCGUGUUUUCUGUGACAAAGCAUUUUCACGACUAAAGGGAUCUGACCGCAAUUUACCACAGAUUGCCAGAGUUCGGAGCCUUCUUAGCAGAGGGUUUGGUGUGCAUCAUGCAGGGCUUCUUCCCAUUGUUAAGGAAGUCGUUGAAAUGCUUUUCUGUCGUGGUGUGAUUAAGGUAUUGUUUUCGACAGAGACAUUUGCGAUGGGCGUUAAUGCCCCAGCUAGAACGGUUGUAUUUGAUACGUUAAGAAAGUUUGAUGGAAAGGAAUUUAGACAAUUACUGCCGGGGGAAUACACUCAAAUGGCUGGUCGUGCUGGCAGAAGAGGACUUGACAAAAUUGGAACAGUUGUUGUCUUGUGCCGCGAUGAAAUUCCAGAUGAGAGCGAUUUGAAACAUGUUAUAGUUGGAAGUGCUACCAGGCUUGAAUCCCAAUUUCGAUUGACUUAUAUUAUGAUCUUGCAUCUCCUCCGUGUUGAAGAAUUGAAGGUGGAAGACAUGUUAAAAAGAAGUUUUGCAGAGUUCCAUUCUCAGAAACAACUUCCUGAACAGCAAAAAGUUCUGAUGCGAAAGCUUGCUCAGCCUUCCAAAGCUGUUGAAUGUCUAAAGGGUGAGCCAACGAUUGAAGAAUACUAUGACCUUUACCUGGAAGCUGAAAAAUAUGGCAACCAUAUAUCAGAGGUUGUCAUGCAGUCCCCUCGUGUCCGUGCAUUUCUUACACCUGGAAGAGUCAUCAUUGUGAAAUCACUAUCAGCGCAGGAUCACUUACUUGGAGUUGUAGUGAAAGCACCUUCGGGCAGUAUGAAGCAAUACAUAGUUUUGGUGCUGAAACCUAAUUUAUCACCAUCAACACAAACUCCAUCGAGUAGCAGUAACUUGCAAGAUAAAGAAAGUGCUGGUUUCCCACAAGGUCAUAUGCUGAUACCAAAAUCGAAGCGUAGCGUGGAUGAAGAGUACUAUUCUCUCACUAAUCGCAAAGGAUCAGGUGCCAUCAAUAUUAAACUACCAUACCAAGGUGCUGCUGCUGGGAUCAAUUAUGAAGUUAGAGAAAUUGAUAGUAAAGAAUUCUUAUGCAUAUGCGAUCGUAAAAUAAUAAUUGACCAAGUCGGGCUUCUCGAGGAUGUUAGCAAUGCUGCUUUCUCCAAGACAGUUCAGCAGCUAUUGGAAACAAAAAGUGAUGGAAAUAAAUAUCCUCCAGCACUAGAUCCACUGAAAGAUCUGAAGUUCAAUGAUGUGAAUCUUGUGGAAGCCUAUCACCACUGGACUAGCCUGUUACAAAAGAUGGCAUCAAAUAAGUGUCACGGGUGUAUAAAAUUGGAGGAGCACAUUAGCUUGGCAAAAGAGAUAAAGAGGCACAAAGAGGAAGUUAGGAACCUGCAAUUCCUAAUGUCAGAUGAAGCGCUCCAACAGAUGCCAGACUUUCAGGGCAGGAUAGAUGUUCUGAAGGAAAUUGGCUGUAUAGAUGGUGACCUUGUAGUUCAAAUUAAAGGUCGUGUUGCAUGUGAGAUGAAUUCAGGGGAGGAGUUGAUAUGCACUGAGUGUUUAUUUGAGAAUCAGUUUGAUGAUCUGGAACCUGAAGAAGCAGUGGCAAUAAUGUCUGCUUUUGUGUUUCAGCAGAGGAAAACUUCUGAGCCUUCUCUUACUCCCAGGCUGUCUGAAGCUAAACAAAGUCAUGGAUUGCCGGAAUCUGGCGAGAUAGCCCUGAUUCCAGCAACGGAGAAGGAAGAUUCCGUGAGCAUUGUUUUAAGGAGAUUAUACAGCACAGCAAUAAGACUCGGAGAGCUUCAAUCACAUUUCAAACUGCAAAUAAACCCCGAGGAGUUUGCCAAUGAGAAUCUUAAGUUCGGUCUAGUUGAAGUUGUGUAUGAGUGGGCAAAGGGUACUCCAUUUGCUGAUAUAUGUGAACUUACGGAUGUUCCUGAAGGCCUGAUAGUGCGCACAAUUGUCAGGUUGGAUGAGACAUGUCGUGAAUUUAAAAAUGCUGCUGCUAUCAUGGGCAAUUCUGCACUCUACAAGAAAAUGGAAUCUGCUUCGAAUGCCAUAAAGCGUGACAUAGUUUUUGCAGCUAGUUUGUAUGUCACAGGAGUGUGA
Molecule: messenger RNA, 4116 nt
Organism: Dovyalis caffra
Lineage: Eukaryota; Viridiplantae; Streptophyta; Magnoliopsida; Malpighiales; Salicaceae
Source: the annotation of a GenBank genome assembly